This is a messenger RNA of Oryzias latipes (Japanese medaka), 1206 nucleotides long. RefSeq lists its product as uncharacterized. NCBI's taxonomy places the organism in Eukaryota, Metazoa, Chordata, Actinopteri, Beloniformes, Adrianichthyidae. Gene Ontology annotation, cellular component: membrane. The record is from RefSeq and is a predicted model, not a curated record.
AAGGUUAGUCUGCUUUGAGGUUUUUAUUGUCUGCUGGCUUCCUGGUGGGAGGACAUGUUUGCGCAAAGUGUUUGGCAGAAUCGUUUCCCUCCUGCCCUUUGGACAUCAGAAAAAGUGAUCGGGCCGAGGAUAUUAUUGUUUUUUUUUUGUCUGUAAGAAGAGGAUUUUGUUCUAAGAGACAGGAUGUCUGUGAUGAUGACCAAAGGUGAAGGGGUCACAGUGAUCACCCUGAACUCCGACCCCAGCAGUUCCUGCCCCCCCAUCUGCCAGAUCCUCAAAGGUCUUUGCUACAGCCCGGCGUUGUGCUCUGUGUCUCAGCCGCUGAAGAAGAAAGCGUCUCUGUCCAUCCUUGGGGCUAUGCAGAUUAUGAUUGGGCUCCUUAACAUCGGCCCUGGAUUAAUCCUCCGCACGAGUCAGCUCACUGCGUGGUAUCUAAAUAUGACAGAGUUUCCUAUUUGGUUGGGAGCUUUGUUCAUUGCAUUUGGCUUCAUGUGCAUUUUAUCGGAGAGGUUUCCAAGUCGGUGUUUGGUGGUCCUUAACGUCAUCGUGAGCGUAGCAGGAGUUGCUUUGUCCAUCACAGCCAUCGUUCUCUACAGCAUCUACAUAGCAACCAUGGAACCCUGGGGCUGCGACUAUGGGUACUAUCGCUACCCAACCCCUGCCACAGUGACCCAAACACCGCUGCAGGAGAAGUGUAACGAGAUCCAACAGCUGACACUGGUCCUCCUGAGGGGCUUGAACGGGGUGCUGAUCGUGUUGUCGGUCCUGGAGCUCUGUGUGGUCAUCAGCGCCGCCAUCCUGGGGAUCAAAGCUCUGAGGAGCAACAAACAAAACAAGGUUUCUGCUCCUUUACAGAUUUGAGAAGGAACAGAACAUGACCAGCCUGAUCUCUGCUGUUCAAUCUGAUUAAAUGUGUUGGACAGAAAUAUGAAGUCAGAUGCAAACCCCUGUCACUGCAGUUUAAAAAGAGACCCUCAGAAGGAAUUUCUAUAUUUUUAACAUAUAUGUGCAUGUAAAUGCAAUUUUGGCUCAAAUUUCUUUUUGCAUACUUUUACAUACUUUGAAUGAUAACUUUAUUCUCACAUUUCUGGAAAAAAGGAAGUUUUAAGAUGAAAAAUUAAAAUUGCUAUUCUUUCAUUUCUUCUAAUGACUGCAAUGACUUUGAUGUUUCGUGUGCUGGAUUGAAUAAAACUGUACUUACUGCCA